Haliotis rubra (blacklip abalone) is the source of this 1000-nucleotide messenger RNA. RefSeq lists its product as uncharacterized. The record is from RefSeq and is a predicted model, not a curated record. The transcript has 3 exons. Bases 557 to 889 code for a protein of 110 amino acids. NCBI's taxonomy places the organism in Eukaryota, Metazoa, Mollusca, Gastropoda, Lepetellida, Haliotidae.
UCCAAAAGCAUAUGGAGGACAAGGAUGUCUUAGUGAUGGCAGCUGCAAGAAGGACUGUUCAGCCAACCAUGUCUGUGGGGAUAAAUGUUUGCCCGGAUGUGAGAUAUGUAAUGAGAAAUUAGGUAAAUGUCUGAAAUGUGCCUACAAUCUAAGAGGAGAGAACUGCAAGACAUCCUGUUCCGACAAUUGCCACUCUGUUUGUCCAACACAGAACUGCACGUCUCCGUGUGAUAGGGACACGGGUCGAUGUUUACAUGGAUGUAAGCCUGGUUUCUGGGGAGAGCUAUGUGCAGAUCCAUGUAGCCCAAGAUGUCUAGACCAAAACUGUAAUCAAACAUCGGGACACUGUGUUAAAUGCAUAAAAGGCUACCAUGGUCCUAAAUGUCAUUUGCCAUGUGUGAACUGCAAGGACAGUGGCUGCCUUCAAUCAUCAGGCACAUGUAAGAAAUGUGAUGCUGGUUACUAUGGACAUACCUGUACACAAACCUGUUUCAACUGUUCCCCUAACGUCUGUGAUCGAAACAAUGGACUUUGUAUCAACGUAUCCUUGACAACGAUGGAAGCUGCCAUGACUACAACAGUGUAUGAAUUGGGCAACACAAGUAAUCCGACUGUACCUGGACACCAGUUACUCACUAUAUCUCCAGUUACAUUGGCAUUGGCUGUCUUUGAUGCGGUCUCCUCCAUACUGAUCAUCUUUCUUGUUUGUCGAUUAGGAAGAGUUCAAUCCAGUUUGAUCACGAACAGAAGUGGUCACCAGCCAGCUGCCCGGAAUGUAGUAUACGGUAAUAAUGAAUACGAUGAGAUUAACGAGGAAAUGAUGGACCCAACUUCGGGUAACACAAACAGCGAUGAACCUUAUUACAGUUCCCUCGUUCAUCUUGAAUGAUAGAACACGGCUUUAGCUGAAGACCAAAUGUCGAGGCAGUUUCCAGAACAUGCAUCGUGGAUCAUUCCACACUGGUUUUAGUUCCGGUGCUAUUUGAAUCCUUUGAGCACC